Molecule: messenger RNA, 731 nt
Organism: Drosophila takahashii
Lineage: Eukaryota; Metazoa; Arthropoda; Insecta; Diptera; Drosophilidae
Biological process (GO): positive regulation of innate immune response; positive regulation of transcription by RNA polymerase II
Cellular component (GO): chromatin; nucleus
Molecular function (GO): transcription coregulator activity
Source: RefSeq, a predicted model, not a curated record
GGGAACAGACCCAAAAAAAAAAUAUUUUUAACCAGAAAAAUAUAUUUAACGAAUCCGGAAGAAUGAAUUGCAUAUCUCUGAAGCGCUCACUGGUUUUGGAGGAUGAUCCGCAAGAUACUUUUUCCCCAAAACGAAAACGUAUGGAGUGCACGGAGAACAAUUUAAAAAAAUUACCAGAAAUAAAUAAUCCAGAAGGCACUAAUUGUAUAGCCGUCAAGACCUUUCUAUCUUUGGAGGACAAUUCAAGGAAUAUAUUUUCCGCAAAACGAAAACGCAGGCAGUGCAAAAAGGAGGAUAAGCAUCUAGAGGUUCCAAACAAUUUUUUGAAAGGUUUACCUAUUCUACUGGAUACCGAUUCGAGUGAUUCGGAAGCAGAUUUCCAAACACCUCAGUUCAAAAGGACAAAAUUUGUCACUCAACAGUCCAAAAACCUAUUCAGCUUUAAUGAAUUGAAGUCCAUUUGCUGCAAUAUGAUGAAGAAAAGCGAGGAUUUAAUUAGGGAGGAAUAUGAAUCAAGCCUGACCCGAAAAAUGGCGGAGCAAUAUGACACUUUUAUAAAGUUUACACACGAUCAAAUGUUAAAAGAAAUUGGUCAAAAUGCCAGCUAUUUGACUUGAUUGUCAUUAACUUGUUAAUAGAUUUUACACUUUUAGAACAGUUGGUUAUGAAAAUUAUUUAUGUUAACAAAAAGUUUUAAUUCCUUCUUGGGAACAAUUUAUCUUUUCUAAAAA